AGACCUACCCGUCUAUGUAUCAACCUUCGAUUCUCGUAGGGUACCACACAUAAAAAAAAACGCCAAAUUAUAGGGGAAAAGCGAUCGCGAAUAGGUAAAGAACUUCUAGGUAAAUCCACGUACGUAUGGCGGCGCGAUGAAGCUCGCAAAUUAGGCUGCCCCCACAUUGGGCGUUGGCCGAGCGUACGCGUUUCCUGAGCGUGCUGCCGGCGUCGGCGCGGCGCGGACGUCGCGUCAGCGCACCGACUGCGGGGCGCGGGCUUCGCGUUGUCCAGCGCCGCGCGGGCGCUGCGUGAACGCCGCGCAGACGCCGCGCUUACGUCGCGUUCCACGGGCGUUCGGCCGCCCGUGCCCCCCGCACACAUUCCCCCCCGCGCCCGCUAGCAUCUCAGUCAGUCACAAGGCGGACAGUGUUGUGUACACACGUUACAAUGGAAUCUGACUCGGAGAGAGAAAUAAAUAUCGAAAAUUUCAUUCAAGUAAUACAAAAUCGUCCAGCAAUAUGGGACAUGUCCAAGAGGGAGUACAGUGAUCGUAUUGCAAAAAAGAAAGCGUGGGAAGAAAUCAGUACUUUAUUCAUAACAGAUUUUGCAACGAAAAAUACAAAGCAAAAAAAUGAAGAAGUUAUACCUCUUGAGAAUUGUAAAACUUGUUCUUCUUCUGGGUCAGUGUUUGGGUUACAAUCGAGUCCAGAAAUCGAUGCUCUAAAAUUACAAAAGAAAUGGAAAAGUAUCAGAGAUGCGUACACGAGGGACAGAAAUAAAAAAUCUAAAAGUGGAUCGGGAGCAACUACAAGUAGAGACUACGUAUAUUCACAUUGUUUGUCUUUUCUUAACCGAUUAUCAAAUACUCGGCCUUUGAAUAAUUCACAAAAAGAAAACCAGAAUCCUCGCCCGAAUUCUAGAAAAGAAACCGUCGAAGUAAAUAGUGAUGAAGACAACUCUGAGAAUCUCAUCAAAAUUUUAACUGCAAGGAUGGAAAAUAAGAAAGAAAAAAAUAAUCCGGAUUACAAUUUUUUUAUAUCAUUACUGGAUGAUUUUAACACCAUCAGUUCAGAAUAUAAAAUGGACGCGAAAAUGGAAAUAAUGAGUAUCAUAAAAAAAUACAUGCAGAUGUCUAAAUAUUCCAACCAAAAUUCUAAUAAUAACGGAGGUUAUUUUACGCCAAUGGGAACGUCUUUCUCGUCUCACGUGCCCCAUGCACAAACACCCGAAACAUCGCAAAAUUUUUACACUUCAUCGCCUUCGCAUUCUCAGCUAAGCGAUACUACACAAGAGCCAUUUUAUAGCGACCUGUUUUGCGAUGAUGGUGAAAAUUAGAUAUUGAUUAGCUAUCUUAUAUGAAUAUUACCUCAGAUUAAUACCUACACAGAAUGGAACAUAAGAGAUAUACAAAAUAUAUCUUAUUUUGUGGGUGAUUUUGCAUGAUUUGUCAAAUUAUUUAAGUGAUAACCGUUCUGUACACUGUAAUACUUAAUUAAAAUAUAUUGUUAUUCUUUCAUCUAUUAUUAGUUUCAUUUCAUAUCAUAUAAAGCUCAAAUCCUUACCUUAUAGUAAUAACCAGCUUUUCUUCAGGUGUCACAGGAAGUCUAAAGUUUGAAUCUUGAUACUGUAUAUCAUUUUCAAUUAUCUCUAAAAGUUCACAGAAUGUCGCCCUAGGCAUUCGUAAAUAUUCAUAAAAAUGUUUUUCGUUAUAUUUUAUAUGCUUGCUAUACAAAAUAUAAUAGUCACUCUCUUGUAAACAAUAUGACCAUAAUGGAUCUUGCCAAAGCCGUUUAGUUUUCGUCCUACAUUUCUUUUUUAUUUUCCGUUUGAGUAGUAAAGCUAACAGCAGUGUUUCCUCGUCAGAAUCCAUUCUAGUGACUGACCCUAGCGGGCGACGACGGGGGCAAUGAGUGCGAGGGGCACGGCGCGGGCGGCCGAGCGCUUAAGACGCGACGUCGGCGCGGCGCUUGCGCAGCGCUUGCAUGGCGUUCGAUGGCGCGACGCCCGCGCCCCACAGACGGCGCGCUGACGCGACGCCCGCGCCGCGCCGACGCCGGCAGCACGCUCAGAAAACGCGUACGCUCGGCCAACGCCUAAUGUGGGGGCAGCCUUAAUG
Messenger RNA from Cydia pomonella (codling moth), 2100 nucleotides. RefSeq lists its product as uncharacterized. The coding region runs from base 432 to 1319 and encodes 295 amino acids. The transcript is spliced from 3 exons. Gene Ontology annotation, molecular function: DNA binding. The record is from RefSeq and is a predicted model, not a curated record. Lineage: Eukaryota; Metazoa; Arthropoda; Insecta; Lepidoptera; Tortricidae. Gene Ontology annotation, biological process: regulation of transcription by RNA polymerase II. Gene Ontology annotation, cellular component: transcription regulator complex; nucleus.